AAAAAUAAAAGAAAAGGAAACUGAUGCUUAGUCUUCUUUAUAUGUACGCCCUUCAUUCUCCUUGCCAUGUCCAUACUCUUCUUCUCUCUCCUAUUUCUUGCUUACUUUCUGUAUUGGGGCAAAGAUUUGAUCUUUGUCUCCACCUUCCUCCCUAUUAACAAAUCUAGCUUAAAUCUUUCUUCUUGCCCUAGUGAGGCAUUUUGCCCGGUGAAUAAGCAUAUAUUUUUUAAUCAAGACAUAUAUAAGAGGAGAGAAUCAUGAGUUGUAAUGGUUGUCGAGUCCUGAGAAAGGGAUGCAGUGAAAACUGUAUUCUUAGACCCUGUUUGCAAUGGAUUGAAACUCCUGAAGCUCAAGGCCAUGCUACCAUUUUUGUUGCCAAGUUCUUCGGCCGUGCCGGUCUCAUGUCCUUCAUUUCCGCUGUCCCUAGAAACCAACGCCCUGGACUAUUUCAGUCCUUGUUAUAUGAAGCAGCUGGAAGGACAGUGAACCCUGUGAACGGAGUUGUGGGACUAUUAUGGACUGGCAAUUGGCAAAUUUGUCAAGCGGCGGUGGACACCGUCCUCCGCGGUGGCACGUUAAGCCCGAUACCAGAGUUAUUCGGUAAGUCAGCAGAAGUUGAUGAGGAAUCUGAAUGCACAAACGUGUUUAAGCUUCAAAAUCAUACGCAAAACACGCGAUCGAAGAUGCAAAAGCGGUGUCGUUCGUCAGAUGAAGCAGCAGCAAAAGUGUUGCAGUUGGAAAAUCUCGAUCUCAGUUUACUAACACGAGGUUUUCAGAGUGAGAUCGUACACAGUUCUUUGCCGGAGAAGCGGCGGUCCAGAACUCCGUCAAGAAAAUCAGAGGUAUCUGUAACCACUACGUGUUUCGACAGUAGUCUUGGACAUCAUCAAGGAAAACAACUCAGACUUCUGAGCUUGUUCACUUAGGUUUUUUAUUAACUUGAAACCUUUUUUAUUUUAUUUUUUUGGUUAACCUUUUUUUUAAAUGAGGAAGGGUUUUUUUUUUCGGGAAAUAGAUUUUGGUGAGGUUUUCUGUACAUUACUGGCCCAGGGUUCCCCUUUCUUCAAGUUUUUAAUUUCUGAUGUAGUACAAGAAAGUAGAAACAUGCAUGGGGGAAAAAUGAAAGUUUGCCGGUGACUCCUUCUUUUGCUGUUCUUUGUGUUUCUUUGAUUUCUUUUUGGUGUCUAAUAACCAGUCUAAUGAACGUUGGACAUGAAUAGAAUGAUAUGUUUACUGAUCUCAA
This is a messenger RNA of Nicotiana tabacum (common tobacco), 1243 nucleotides long. RefSeq names its product LOB domain-containing protein 37-like. The record is from RefSeq and is a predicted model, not a curated record. Lineage: Eukaryota; Viridiplantae; Streptophyta; Magnoliopsida; Solanales; Solanaceae. Gene Ontology annotation, biological process: regulation of gene expression.